Molecule: messenger RNA, 938 nt
Organism: Hyaloscypha bicolor E
Lineage: Eukaryota; Fungi; Ascomycota; Leotiomycetes; Helotiales; Hyaloscyphaceae
Product: Fes1-domain-containing protein
Exons: 1
Coding region: 276-917 (213 amino acids)
Molecular function (GO): protein binding
Source: RefSeq, a predicted model, not a curated record
GUCGGCAUUUCUGUUUUUAAACCGCCGACGAAAAAUAAUCUCGAGUCUUCUCGAAUCGACCAGAAGUGAUAUGAAUAAGGACUUCACCAAAGCCAACGACGCUUGUUGUCUCGACUUCUUUAAAGAGAACUGCUUCGUUUUCUCUAUGGUCUAAACCUGGAAACCUCAGCUUCCUGAAUUUCUUUCCAACAAUCUCAAUCCGCGCAAAAUAACCCCGCCUCAAGCUUGAGGUUUCAAUUACCCCUCCAACACAAGGCCUCAUCUUCCCUCCCACAAUGGAUCCAGGCAUGAACGAGCUCCUAAAAUGGAGUGUCGAAAACUCUUCCACAACAGUCAACGACCCCUCCACGGCUCCUCCCACAAACCGCCACCUCAACCCCGACGCCCUCAACGCGCUCUUCGGCGGCCCUUCAGACGCAGACCUAAUGAUCGCCUCCAUGGCCGCCAUAAAAUCCUCGGACCCAGAAAUAAGCCUCGAAGACAAGCUCGUCGCAUUCGACAACUUCGAGCAGCUCAUCGAGAACUUGGACAAUGCAAAUAAUCUGCAGCCAUUGGCGUUGUGGACGCCCUUAUUGGAGUGCUUGGCACACGAGGAAGCGGAGAUCAGGAUGAUGGCUGCAUGGUGUGUGGGCACAGCGGUGCAGAAUAAUGAGAAGAGUCAGGAGAGGCUGUUAGCUAUGAAUGGGAUUCCGCCGUUGGUGAAGCUGGCUACUGGGGAGAAGGAGGGGCAGAAGGUUAGGAGGAAGGCGGUUUAUGCGUUGAGCUCGGCGGCGAGGAAUUAUCAGCCUUCGAUGGAUGUCUUGAUGGAGGAGUUGGGGAAGUUGGGAAGGAGUGCGGAGAAGAUUGAUGCGAGUGAUAUGGAUGCUGUUGAUGUGCUGAUUGGGGGGUUGAGAGACGAGGCUUCGAAGGCAGCCUAGAGUGGGUGGGGACUCUGCAUU